Molecule: messenger RNA, 1263 nt
Organism: Exophiala xenobiotica
Lineage: Eukaryota; Fungi; Ascomycota; Eurotiomycetes; Chaetothyriales; Herpotrichiellaceae
Exons: 1
Coding region: 333-890 (185 amino acids)
Molecular function (GO): fatty acyl-CoA hydrolase activity
Source: RefSeq, a predicted model, not a curated record
GGGUAUGCCUCUCACUGCCUCUCACUGCCUCUCACUGCUUCUUUACCAACAUUCCACAAAAUCAUCUUGAGUGAAGCAUUCAUUAAUCUUCCCGGCUACCGCACUCUUUUUGACUUCUUAAGCAUCAUCUACGCGCUCUAUACUAUCCGUGGCCCGGAAGCCGAACAAUCACAAUCUCCUUCGUCCAUCAACCAUAUCGUACCCGCCACAUUUCCAGGCAAUUCUCCGAUAGAGGUCUCUCUAGACAAAGCAACUUGAGAACAAUCAGGUUUACCAGACCAAGAAUACACGUCCAAAGGCAACGUAGAACCACAACCACAACCACAACCACUAUGUCCGGCCCAGGCUCCGGCUUCGGCUCAGGCUCAGAACGCAACCCUUCGCGCUUCGUCUGGCAAACAGGCGACUUCCUCAAACUCAGCAUCCCCGACCGCGUCCUCGCCCUGCAAGCGCAGAUCACAAAGGACCCCGAAUUCUUCGGCUUCGACACGCACGCCCUGCAGGACACCAACAUCACGCUCCUCACCGCCGAGCCCAACAGGACGGUCUGGGAAAUGGACGUGCCCAGCCAUCUAUGCAACAAGUCCAGCAACCUCCACGGCGGCGCCGCAGCAACGCUCCUCGACAAUCUCACCUCCACCGCGCUGAUGACGAUAGCCAAGCCGGGCUUCCUGGACGGCGGCCACGUCUCGCGCACCAUCACCAUGUCCUAUCUGCGUCCCGUCCCCAAGGGCUCGCACGUCACGGUGGACUGUGAGGUGCAGGCCGCGGGGAGGAACACGGCGAAUAUCGUCGGCAAAGUGUAUUUGAAUGGGAAGUUGUGUGUCACCUGUGUGCACGACAAGGCUGUGUUUUCGAGCCGAGUGAAGGAGGCCACCGCGAAGCUAUAACGUAACGCUUCAAGUGGGAGUGGAGUGGAGUGGAGUUCUAGAAGCGGGAGUGGUACCAUUGGUACUGAAUGCUAUAGAGCUCCGGUAGGUGCCGGGGGUCUUUGGUGCCCAUCGACUCAGAUACGGCUAGGCAGGUCGCCGUCGAUCCAGGAUGCCAUAGAGCCAGCGAGGUCGUCGUCGCCACUAUCUGCGAUGGAGUCGACGGGAUAUAGAGUAUAGAGCCAGCUAGAACGCAUUGAUGCGCCUUCGGGAGGUUGCCAUCUCGAUCGACAGGACGAACUGCUUAUUGUCCCAAUGGUCUAUACCCUGUCCAAUAGGUCGAAACGCGCAUGAUGAGGGGGUCCAGGGACAUCCAGGGCCAACAAAUCGCACA